GGAAAUGAGGUCCGCAGGAAGAAAAACAUUGAUGUGAAAUCGUAGACGAAUGAAAUAAUAAAAGUAAGAAAAUGAAAAUCUUAACAAUUAUCUUGCAUGAUCGAGUAAUUAAUAUCAUUUCUUUAUCCUUAAUAAUGUUAGAAACCGGAAAGACGAGUGAAAAGUAGUUGGUUGGGGUUUGCCAGAAGAUAUUAUUUAUUUCGCAUAGGCCUAGAGCAUUCUCCCUCAGUUUCAAAAUACAAAAUGCCAAAUCCAAUGGCUAAGGACGAUGAUGAGCCGGAAAAUUUGUGGCAAUUUGCUCAUGACGCUUUGUUACUAAAGAUUUUUUCUAAUCUACCCUUCACGGAUGUGAUAAAUGCUAGUCGUACUUGCCGAGCUUGGAAUCGAGUGAGCAAGGACGAUUUUCUUUGGAGGGAUUUGUUUCACUCCUAUUGGAAAAUAUGUAAAUCAAUUUCGAAGCCUAAUGAUAACUGCACUUGGUAUGAAGAAUUUAAGAGACUUUAUUAUUAUUCACCAAUUAUUGAAUGUCAAACUGUUCCUGGGCAUCGAGAUCAAGUUCUACACGUAUCAUUUUCCCACAACGGCACUCUGUUUGCCACAAGCUCAAAGGAUGGAUAUGUUAAUGUGUGGGAUCCUCAAACAGUUCAAAAGAAAUUUAGUAAAAAUAUGAGGGUAUUUAAAUGGAAAUAUACUCAAUUUACACAGUUUAACCGAGACGAUACACUUCUUCUUGUUUCGGGUGUUCAUUUCGGUCAACAUACUACUUCAGGAGAGAUAGCUGUAUUUUCAGUAUCAUCAAAUAGCUUCGAGUUACAAUGUAGGGUUCAGAACAAGCCCUAUGAUAUUUUCGGUACUUGGUAUAAUGAACAUUACCUACUGAGUGGAAGUUUGCAGUGGUUUGGUAAUUUAACAUCUUGCUCUCAGCUAUGGCUUAACAAGGCUUCUCAAGCAAUCGAAAACGAGAAAGAAUCCGUGACGAAGAGUCUAUACAAGUUCUAUAAUGUUAACGCCUCUUCUAUUCGUACUAUAAUGGUAGCAGACUGUCCAGAAGAAGUACGUACAUCGGUUGAGACAAGUCGAAAGAGGAAAGAACCCUGUGACGAAAAAGCUGAUGGAACAUCAGGCAAAAACAGAAAGAAUGAGAGUGGUGCUCAAAAAAUUCAGGUGUACUAUGAGGAUGCAAUGAAUAGCUUUAAAUUGACAGGAGUUGAUGAGGAAUCGAAGAGUGGUACAAUUGAGUAUGAUAAUGACUAUCGGCAAGCAGAAUUGGCUGAAGCUUCAGAAAGUAGUAGUGAGAAAGAUAAGUACUUGAUAUUCACUACUGGAAAGAAAACAUACACGCCUCAUCAAAUUGGUAUAAAACGCAUUCCCCCAACUGUAAUUCAAGAUGGACAAUUGGGCCCUGUUCCAAAUGCUAUGGACAAAACGGAUUCAGGCAACCCCACCUUUCCCAGUUAUGAUGACAUAGAUCAUUUAAUUGAAUUGCAUGGUCAUAUAAUCGGAAUGUGUCUCUCUCCCGAUCAUCGUUACUUAUACGUCAACAGUCGACCGUGGCUGAAGGGUUACGAAAUUACAGAUCCUCUCUCACCACCUCCAAUAGCUCAAGAAAUUGACAUACAUGUUAUAGAUUUAUUUACUUUUAAGCAAGUAGGAACUAUGCAUAGAACUUACAAAGCAUACACACCGAAUGAUGAAUGUUUCUUUAUAUUUUUGGACGUUUGUAAGGAAUAUGUCUCCAGCGGAGCCGAAGAUUGCCAUGGUUAUUUAUGGGACAGGCACUAUGGAAUUUGUCUCGCUAGAUAUGCUCACGAGGAUGUUGUUAACUCUGUAGCUUUUAAUCCUAAAGAUAGCCAGUAUUUAAUAACAGCGUCGGAUGACAAGACAUUUAAAAUCUGGCGAUCUAGAAGUUGGCUUAAGCAAAAUAAAUCUAGCGCUGCACAAUAA
This is a messenger RNA of Dimorphilus gyrociliatus, 1944 nucleotides long. NCBI's taxonomy places the organism in Eukaryota, Metazoa, Annelida, Polychaeta, Dinophilidae. The record is from the annotation of a GenBank genome assembly.